UAAUAAUUGAUAAGUGAUCUUUUAAAUUUUCAAUUCUGCAACUUAAAAGGCGCAAGCGGCAAUUCUUUCGUUUCGAUCGUAGUUAAUACUUUUUAUUUAUACGUCCGGUUCCGAUUAUUAACUUAAAGAAAUAGACUAAUAUGUUUUGGACUUAAAAUAGUAAAAGGGAAACAAUAAAUUAACUUGUAAAAUUAAUAUAUAUAUCGGUCAUUUAAAAUGGACGAAGAAGUGCAGUUGAAAAAUAUUAAAGAAUUUUUACAAAACUAUAACAAAAUAACAGAUGAUUGUUUUUCGCAAUGUGUCUAUACAUUAUCACAAAGCAGGUUGACAGGUGAAGAGGCAUUGUGCGCAAGUCAUUGUGUCCAGAAAUCUAAGUUUGUUGAUCAAAAAUGUAUGCAAGCAUUUAUUGAGCAUCAGCAACAAUCAAUGCAAAAAUUUAUUGAAGAUUCUUCUCAAAAACAAGCCGAACAGGAAGCUGCUGUUGUAGACUCAAAUAUUUUAGAUACCGAAAAUAAAGAAAUAACUAAACAAGAAUCAACGGAAUAAAAAUUAGAUUGAAAAAGUAACAUUAUGUAGGUUUAAAAUUAAACAAUUUAGUACUUGUAAAUAUAAUAUUGUGAUAAUUAAUUGAACUAUAAAAAAAUAAAAAUCACUGUUCUACCAACA
Metopolophium dirhodum (rose-grain aphid) is the source of this 666-nucleotide messenger RNA. Its product is annotated as mitochondrial import inner membrane translocase subunit Tim9-like. The coding region runs from base 217 to 546 and encodes 109 amino acids. Gene Ontology annotation, cellular component: mitochondrial intermembrane space chaperone complex. The transcript is spliced from 3 exons. NCBI's taxonomy places the organism in Eukaryota, Metazoa, Arthropoda, Insecta, Hemiptera, Aphididae. The record is from RefSeq and is a predicted model, not a curated record.